AUGGCGCAAACUCCCCAGCAGCGACGACGCAACGAGGCCUUUGCCAAGGGCAACGAAGCCAAGAUGGGCAAGGCGGAGGGUCAGAUCAAGAAGCGUGUCGAGAAGGUUCAGAAGGCUCCCAUCUCCCUGUUCUGGAUCUCUAUCCUUGGGUUCGUCAUCUUUGGUGGCCUCGUCUUCGAGGGUAUCUCCCGAUUCUUCGGUUAA
Fusarium tjaetaba is the source of this 204-nucleotide messenger RNA. RefSeq lists its product as uncharacterized. The record is from RefSeq and is a predicted model, not a curated record. The coding region runs from base 1 to 204 and encodes 67 amino acids. The transcript has 3 exons. Gene Ontology annotation, cellular component: endoplasmic reticulum. Lineage: Eukaryota; Fungi; Ascomycota; Sordariomycetes; Hypocreales; Nectriaceae.